AUGGUUCGGAAACUACGUUAUCAUGAACAGAAAUUAUUGAAAAAAGUUGAUUUUAUCAAUUGGGAAGUGGAUAAAAAUCUUCAUGAAGUUAAAGUAAUGAGAAAAUUUUUUAUACAAAAACGAGAAGAUUAUACAAGAUACAAUGAAUUAUCAAGACAAAUACGUGAUGUUGCUAAUAAAAUUAAAGAGUUAGAUUCAAAUGAUCCUUUUCGUGCUGAAGCAACAAAUAUGCAUACAAUGGGAGUCAUUCCAACAAAACAGAAUUUAGAAUUAAUUGAUAAAGUAAAUGCCAGUCGAUUUUGUCGACGUCGUCUACCAGUUGUCAUGGUACGUAAUCAUAUGGCACAACAUUUAACAGCUGCUGUUAAAUUUAUCGAACAAGGACAUGUGAGAAUUGGUCCCGAAAUAGUUAGUGAUCCAGCAUUUCUUGUCACCAGAAAUACUGAAGAUUUUAUAUCUUGGACAGAUAAUUCAGCCAUUCGAAAACAAUUGUUAGAAUAUCAAGAAAUGGAAACUGAAAUCAUCUGA
Molecule: messenger RNA, 528 nt
Organism: Didymodactylos carnosus
Lineage: Eukaryota; Metazoa; Rotifera; Eurotatoria; Philodinida; Philodinidae
Source: the annotation of a GenBank genome assembly